AUGGAAGUAGCAGCUAGCGUUGCUGGCCUUAUCAGCCUUGCGGAUCUAACGUUUCGAGUUGUGUACAAGUAUGUCCGAGCUGCCAAAGAAGCGGAGAAAGAUGUCAAGAAUCUAAAAAGGGAGAUUGAGGGCCUGUGCAGUGUUCUUCGCACUCUACAGGCCCUUACAGACAUUCUUGUUACGGAGGAAGAGAAGGACAAUUCUGCUUUGAGCAUCGACAUUCUUGAACAGUGCAAGGGCACACUUGAAGACAUCAGGACCAAGGUACUAGACGCUUUCGCAUCAUUCGAGCAGAAGCAGAGCCAGAUCCUCAAGUCAACGCUUCAGAGGCUUAAGUGGCCAUUCAGUGCCACGGAAACGAAUGAAAUGCUGAACACGCUUUCUCGAUAUAAGCUCACUCUUUCCAUGGCAACAUCGGCGGAUUCUCUAUCAAAACUAAACAUCCUCCUCAACAACCAAGUUGAACACAACAUCAAGAUCGAAGAAGCCGUGAAGAACAUUGAUGGAAGCACAAAGCUCAUCGCCAACAUCGUACUUGACAAAGAGAAACGACGUAUCCUCCAUUUCUUUAUGAGCACGACUUUGAACCCGCGACAGAACCUGGAUCAGAGUAUUGAGUUGCGUGAGCCGACCACAGGUACCUGGCUCAUGGCAAGCAUGGAACUCCAGAGUUGGUUGACUAACUCGGGCUCUCUCCUCUGGUUUAAUGGCAUCCCUGGAGGUGGAAAGACUAUAUUGGCUGGACUCGUCAUCCAAAAAGCUAUGACGAGAAACUCGGAUGAAGUCGGAGUGGCUUUCUUCUUCUGUGACUACAAGAACCCAGCAACCCUACGUCUAGUAAAUAUCCUUGGAGCCAUCGCUGUUCAGCUUGCACUCCAGAAUGACGCUUCGUACGAAAUUCUGGAAAAGUAUCACGAAGAUCUCAAUCCACCAAACGACCUCGCUACGACCCCAGACGUGGAUGGUUUAGAACGCAUCAUUGCAUCUAUGAUCAAGACCUUUCGUCAAGUCUUGAUAGUGGUUGAUGGACUUGAUGAAUGUGGAAAUGAGAUGGGUAGUGUGACCAUGAGUCUUGCCGCUUUUGCUAGUCUGGAUACACCUGCAUCAGUCGCACUUUUCAGUCGCCAGGAGCCGAACAUUCGUGCAAGAAUGGGAAAUGAUUUCAAUGAGAUUCCGAUUGAAGCCCAUACCGAAGAUGUUGAAAUCUAUGUCAGGGCAGAGUUGGAAAAACGGAUUCAAUCUCGACGCCUUCGUUUGAGUGACCCCGAAACAGCGCACAAGAUUGAAGAGGAACUUGUUCGGAGAGCUGACGGAAUGUUUCGUUGGGUUGCUUGUCAGUUAGAUUCUCUAUGUGACCUGUUCACUGAUCAGGAUAGACUUGACGCACUCAAACAGCUGCCGGAAACCUUGCAUGAUAGCUACAGGAGACUCUUGGAAAGAGUUAAUACCAAGCCUCGAACGACACAAAAAAGGGUUCAACUAUGCCUCCAAUUUAUUGCCUUUUUCCCCAAGAAACUAUCAAUUUUGGAGCUGUGUCAAGCUGUCUCAACCCCGGAAGACAUCGGAGACACUCUAAACAGGGGCAAUAUUGUCGUUGAGGAAGAUAUCGUGCACUACUGCAGUAGUUUGAUACGAAAGUCUGCGAAAGGAGAUGCGUUCGAGUUCGCCCAUUUUUCCGUUCAGGAAUUUCUCGAGUCAGAUAUGGCUGGCCUAGAAAAAUACAGAAUCUCACGACGGGAGAGCUCAUCACUUCUCGCCCUUCAAUGUCUAAAGUUUGUUCAACUCGGAAACAUCGACGUAUUGACUGGCGAUCGAAAGAAAUUUCUCGACAAGCAAAAAGACUUGGACAACGAACUUCCUUUUUAUCGGCAUGCCGCUGCUUACUGGCCGAUGCUUCUUAGCCCCAAGAAGUCCAGUCAGUCAUUGACACAAGAAGCCACAGAAUCAUUAUUCGGCGAAUACUUCUCACCGAAGCUACGGACUUGGAUUUACUGGUUCCUGGCCACUCUAUGUGAGAUUAUAUACACCAAUUGUCCAGCUACCAAUUGCCCAGUUGCUGUUGACAUUGCUCUGGAUGAGCAAAUUGAACCUCUUCAUCUGGCUUCUGCCCUUAACAUGCCUGAACUAUGCAUUCGCUUACUGGAAGACGGGGCUGAUCCAAAACUCAAUAGUCGGUUGGGCCCUCCCCUUCUUGUGGCAGAGAUUUCAUUUUUAGAAGCUUUGAAAACGGACGUUGAAGAUCUCGCUGUCGACUCCGAAGUCUUCUUGCGUCUUUUACCGACUGCUAAGCAACGGCAGUCAACGAUUAAUUGCCUUAUGAAGGAAGCAAGUUUGUCGGAUAUCUCCGAGCAUCCAUCGUUAUUCUCGUAUACUGUGAUAGUUUCUUGUCAUCUCCAAGACUUCAGGCCAGUCAUCACACUUUUGUCCAGCGGAAUAACUCCCACGACGGCCGACAUAGACCUAUUUGGAUCUUACCUCAGUAAGUGGUGGUCUCACUGCGAAAGCCGCUUCAAUCUUGAAGGAUCCCAUCAAAAGAAAGCUUUGUUAAAAUUUGAGGCAUCCAUUCGUGCUCUCAACAGACACCUUCAAGACACAUCCGCCUUUGAACAUGAAUGGGGGUUUGAGUUGGGAAAGGUUCUCUGGACCAAGGCUGUUUCUAUGGAACUGUCUUUCACAAGAGAUCCUAGUCUCACUCACCGAGAAAUUUCCAUAUCUUUGGAAACGGUGCGAGAGAGAAUCAUGCUGGCCAUUUCCAGCGACUCACCUCAUUCGCUGUCGGAUCACCUUGAAGAUAGGCGAGUUUCUGUCUUUGACUCCUGGUCUUGGGACGAUUCCACAUCCCGAACUCUCUUGCACCACGCCACUAGUCGUAACGCUCUCCAAUGCGUGGACCUCCUUUUAGGCAGGGAAUGUGAUCCAUAUGCUCUAAGUGGUAAAGGUGUCCCUGCUCUUCAUGAAAUCGACAUUACGAAGAACGGUAGCAUCAUAGACACAUUCUUGGCGCACGGUGUAUCUUUACUGGGCACAGACAGCAACCAGUGGACCUUGUGGCAUGUUUGUGCAUAUGAUGGUGAUUCUAGCGCCGACUUCAUGCUAAAACUAUUCACUGCAAAGCCUGAGGAAACUCGAAUCGCAGUUUUAAUGAAGGAUGGCGAUGGCCAUACGCCGUUGGCUUUGGCACUCUCGAAUGACCUCGGCCCUAACUCAGAUUUCGAGGAACUUGAAGACAAUGCCGUCUCCUUUAUCAAGCACUGUAGCGAUGUGCCUGGAUUUUGGGGCCAACAUGAUCCUAUACUGCCUCGGGCUUUUAAUUUCGGCUCCGAGAAGGUCAUGAAUCGUCUUUUUGAACUUGGCUUUAAGCCAGACCCAUUUAUAGCUGGCAACCUCACUCCAUUACACGAACUUGGUGCAAAUGUAUCGCCCGCUUGGGUCAAGUUUCUCAUGGCAACAUUUCCCGGGGCAGUGGAGUGUAGAUACUCCGAUAGGCUCCCCAUUGAGAACUAUGCCGAUGCAUGUGUCAAGGAAGGGGAAUCUGCAGAUGAAGAGGUGCUUGGGAUGCUUGCCUCGACUACUAUUCUCCAGUCUCGAGACCCAAAUGGAGUGACACCAUGGGAAUACUCUUGCUACAACAUGGUCAGACUACGUCGUCAGGGUGACAUAUCUAUCAGUUCUUGGAAAUCUCUACGACUGGUCUGGGAUUACUACAUUACUCUAGGGGCCUCGAGAGCACAUGAAGAAGCAGUAGGGGAGUGUGGAACAGGUACGCUGAUGUCAGCUCUACUAGAAUAUUUUCAAGAUUGGAGAGACAACAAAGUUUUCUACAACCUUGACUCCCAUAUGGUCGAAAAGGCCAUACUCGCGUCCAAGUCCUGGAAUCCUUCGGUCAACACUAUCGUUCAUUUUCUCAUCUUAUCAAUCCAAUGCGGGAGAAAUGACAUGGUAAAAGUACUUCUCAAGCAUGGCGUAGACGUACAUCAACGCAUUGAUGGAUACCUCUCGGCAAUUGAGGCAGCCUGUGAUACAGAGACUGCCACGGACCUUUGUUCUACAGAACGAGGCCGAAAUGUGCUCGAAUCACUUCUGGACCACUCCGACCAUCGUAAGUUGGGAGAGUUGGAUAAUUUUGGUCGCGGACUAGGUUUACUACACAGAAUUGCUUGCACAGGCCAGGAGCCACAUGUGCGAUGGUUAAUGGGGGAGCUUGUUCGUAGGGGAGUCGACGUUAACGGCUUUAGCCUUGAGGCUGAUGGAGACUUUCGUAUGACGCCCCUCAUCCACCAUAUCUACAAAAACUCGAUAUGCUAUGCUGGAUAUUUACUGGAACUCGGGGCAGACCCCAGCUUCCAUACGAAUAAUGACGUCGGCGGGCACGACAGAUACAUUGAUGCAGUACCAUUUGCUACACAAAAUGGCAAUAUCUCUUUCCUUCGAAAGCUAUUUGACUUCUCACAAACUUUGGCCCUCAAAUCUUGUCAGACGUCCUAUACCGCAAAUGUAUAUUAUGGACGAGCAACAUGGAUUAUCAAUGUCAGCAGUCUACAUCUCGCCUGUCACCGUGGACUUUAUGAAAUCGCCGAGUUUUUUGUCAAGAACAAGCUUCUUGCUUACAACAUAACGUCGGAAAAGGGCCUCACACCUCUACACAUGGCAGCACUCGGUGGCCAUCCCCGUAUAAUCAAUUACUUGAUAGAGCAAGGACAAGAGGUUGACACUUUGACCUCAUUACGAACUACACCACUGCAUUGCGCCGCUGUGAAUGGACACCUUGAAGCAACCAAAGCUCUAUUAGCUCAGCAUGCACGAGGAUCAACGGAUGCAUUUUCCUGGACUCCAAGAAUGGUUGCAUCGAACAUGGGGCAUGGAGACAUCGCCGAUCUUCUCGAUGCCAAUCUUUGCAUGUACGAUGAGAUGGAAUCUGAACUCAUUCAGGCUCAUCGGCACAAACAGAGGCUUCUCGGUCAGAUGAGAGAAGCAAUUACCUCUGGUAAUAUCCCAGAUUGCCGCACGAUCGCUGCAAAUGGGUGUCCACUGAAUGAACCUAUUUCGCGGUGUGAUGGCUCUACCCCUUUGGAUUUGGCCUUGGAGAUGAUGCAAUUGCAGACUGCCAUGACACUGCUUGAUCUAGGAGCCUCAACUUUGAAGCACUCUUAUAUCGUACGAGGUUAUAAACAAAGCGUACUUGAACAAGCAGCUUCCCGCAGCGACUUGGCCAAUCUACUACCAUACCUGCUAGAUGGCUAUUUGGAACAGGGCGGAGAUUUGACUAACGGACCUGACUCACCAAUAUUCUUCGCUGCCAGGGAGAACGUGAACGGGAUGCGAAUUUUGUUGACUUUUUUGAGAAAACAUUACCAGAAAUCCGGAGGUCGACAUAGUCAUGAGAUUUCAGAGGCUCUCGACAGGCGACUACCAUUACACACUUUUGAAGAGACUAGGUGGGAUGAAGUCACGGCUCUUCAUGUUGCUGUCGAAUCCGACCAGAUAGAGAUCGCUCAGCUACUGUUAGAAAGCGGAGCUAACGCUGAUUCAGUCAGCACCUUUGGCCUCGCUCCGAUUCAGCGAUCCAAGUCGUCGGAUAUGACCUCUUUGCUUAUAAGUUUCGGUGCAUCUACAGUGCCAGUGCUGACAAUGUCACUUGGGGAGGUGAUGCACCACUGGCGAGGCUCUGCAUCGGAGAUGGUCAAAUCAUUAGACAACAUAAGCAUGGUAGAAGAUACAAUGCAGAUGAUGCACGUACAAGAGGUAUGGCUUGGUCUACAUAUGCAUGCCCAACGAUGCAUGUUUCCUAUGGCGGACUGGAGAUAUAUUCUGGCAGCGCGGCAUCUCCAAGGUUAUUUGAGAGAAAAUCUUGGAUCGGAUUCCAGGCUAACAAACUACCUUCUCGGCCUUCCCACCGGUCACUGCUUCUUUCUGAACGGUGAUUACCAGCUCGAUACGUUGGAACCAUUCCCCUGGUAUCAGUCAGGUGGAUACAGUUUCCAUCAAAUGCUAUUUCUCCGAAAGAACUUCAGGUUCUUUCAACGACGAUUCUCCAGGUCGGCUUUUAAGCAAUGGCUCAAUUUGGAGCCAGACCGUGGUUGGAGCCCUUUAUGCCGAGCCGCAUCUAUGGAUUUUCUAGACGCAAUGGAAAACUGCUUAUCAAUCGGUGCUGAUAUCGACUUUGAAGGGUGUUUUUGGGGCUCAGCAUUGAUGAUCGCCAGCGCUUGUGGGAAACUCGCUGCAGUCAAGUGUUUGGUUCGGGCAGGGGCCAAGAUUGACUACGUUGGGAGAAGAGGGCAUACUAGUGCGUUGUUGCUCACCGUUUCUAAAGCUGUGAAGCAAUGGCUGCUAGUCGGGCGGUUCAUUGAGCAGAAGAAGAUGGCGGCGGCGACAGAGUGUGACAAAAAUCAUUCGAUGGAGCAAAUGGGGCGGCGGAGUGGUAUUGCUAAAAUCAAGGUCAGGUUGAAGGAAUUGUAUUACAGACGGUACGGAGAAUCAAGUCUUGACUACUUGAGGAGACUUGACCGGUUGAAGUUGGAGAUGCGUGGAAGGAUUCCAUAUUAUACGGACGGGGUUAUAUACGAGGAUACAAGUUAA
Fusarium pseudograminearum CS3096 is the source of this 6576-nucleotide messenger RNA. RefSeq lists its product as uncharacterized. NCBI's taxonomy places the organism in Eukaryota, Fungi, Ascomycota, Sordariomycetes, Hypocreales, Nectriaceae. Bases 1 to 6576 code for a protein of 2191 amino acids. Gene Ontology annotation, cellular component: cytoplasm. The transcript is spliced from 3 exons. Gene Ontology annotation, molecular function: protein binding. The record is from RefSeq and is a predicted model, not a curated record.